GCCCGCCCUCGGGGGCGGGGCCGUACAAAAGCGGCGGCGCCCGCGGCGGGUCCCGCAGUCGCGGCGGGGCCAUGAAUGGGCCGCAGGGUUGGUGCGCGGUGCUGGACGUGCGGCCCCACGGCGAGAGUCCGGACACUGUGAAGGUGCUGAGGCUGACUCUGCCCAACCAGCUGCCCGGGCAGCAGUGCCAGCAGCUGAAGCAGAAGCCAGUGGGCAAAGCCUUCGCCAUGGUGGCAAACAGGUCCAGCAAUGGCCACUCCCUGGCCUCUGAGUGCAUCAAGUCCAACGAUGGCGAUGAGGAGAUCAUCAAGGUUUACCUGCGGGCACGAGCCGAGGGCAGCAUCGCCCACGAGGAGCAUCUCAGCCAGCUCAAGAGUGAGGUUCGACACAUCCAGGAGGCCAGAAGUUCCCUGAAGAAGCUGAGAGAGGACCUAAGUGGAGAACUUGAGAGCAGAGCAGGAGCUGAAGAGCACCCACAGGUCACACUGGAGAGGCAGAAUGGGAGCUGGCUGCACACCGAGAGGCUGCCCGAGGUCUGCUGGGAGGAGCAGGAGGAGGACGUGGAGCGGAUCCGGCAGACGGCCAAGAGGCUCUUCAGCAGGCUGCAGGAGGCUGAGCAGAGGCAGCAGCAGGAGAGGAAAGCCUUCGAGAGGACGGUGGCUCAGUACCAGGAGGAAGCAGAGCAGAGGAGCUGUGCCCUGAGGAGGGCAGAGAAGAACAUCCUGGAGAAGGAGGUGCAGGUGGAUGAGCUGCAGAGGCUCCUGGCAGGCAUGGAGAAGGAGCACAGGAGCCUGCUGCUGAAGAUGAAAGAAGGAGAGGCAGAGCUGGCGAGGCUGCAGCGCCGGGAGGGUGCCAAGCUGGCCCAGCAGGACAGGUCAGCCCAGCUGGAGCAGGAGGUGGCCACGCUGAGGGAGAAGAUUCACCACCUGGACGAUAUGCUCAAGAGCCAGCAGCGGAAGGUGCGGCAGAUGAUCGAGCAGCUCCAGAACUCCAAAGCUGUGAUCCAGGCCAAGGAUGCCAUGAUCCAGGAGCUGAAGGAGCGAGUUGCCUACCUGGAGGCUGAGAACCUGGAGAUGCAUGACCGCAUCGAGCACCUGAUCGAGCAGCAGGUCAGCCGGGGGGCGCCCAGCCGAGCGCGCUCCAAGUCCGAGUACGUCAGCAGCCAGCGGCUGUCGGGCCCCAAGCCGCUGCCGCUCAUCCGCGUGGUUGAAACCUGAGCUGCGAGGGCAGGUCCCAGCUGAAGACUCUUCCCCUUCUCCUCGACUGGAUCCUCCCUGCUUGGCUGCCACCCUCCGGCCUCUGCUCCCCGGAGCCCGGCGGCGGAGGCUGCGCCCCUGGAGAAGCGGCGGCGGCCGAGGAGCGGCGCAGCCCCGAGGCAGUCCCAGGCAGAGGAACGGAGCAAAGCAUCAACCUCGCUGCCCCCGCCCGGGGAUGCCAGCCCUGGCAGGCGGGCACCGUGCUGGGCUAGCUGCGGGGCCAGGCUUGCUUUGGCCCGCUCAGGCCUGGGCUUUGCCAGGGUUGGCUCUCCAGGAGCAGCCUUUUGCUUCUCGGAAGGGCCAAGCAGAGCCUUCCCCACCCCCAGCCUUCGCCUCGCAGUCUGCCUCCGAGGACCCUGGGGUCUGAGCUCCCAGAGCAGCCCUGAACGGGAGCAAGAUUCCAUCUUCCCCAAAGCAGGAAAGCCUCCUGCCAGCAGAGCCCCUCCUGCCCCCCAGCUGCCCGGGCUGGGACCCUCCUCCCCCUCCCUGUCUGGCUCCAGACCCGGCCGAGGCUGGCCCCAAGGCUCAGCCUCCUCAGCCCUGCGUGUCUCAGGAGGAGGCUGCAGCCGAGGUCCUGGCAGCCUUCGCACCCCCGAGGCUGUGUUGGGUUUUUUGUUACCCUCUUUGUAUUUAUUGCAAUAAAUUAUUGGUGUCUUCCA
Pogoniulus pusillus (Red-fronted tinkerbird) is the source of this 1915-nucleotide messenger RNA. RefSeq names its product tuftelin 1 (gene TUFT1). The record is from RefSeq and is a predicted model, not a curated record. Gene Ontology annotation, biological process: intracellular signal transduction. Lineage: Eukaryota; Metazoa; Chordata; Aves; Piciformes; Lybiidae. Gene Ontology annotation, cellular component: cytoplasm; intracellular anatomical structure. The transcript is spliced from 13 exons. The coding region runs from base 72 to 1217 and encodes 381 amino acids.